Megalobrama amblycephala (Wuchang bream) is the source of this 2069-nucleotide messenger RNA. It is a transcript of the gene ca8, whose product is annotated as carbonic anhydrase VIII. Gene Ontology annotation, molecular function: zinc ion binding; carbonate dehydratase activity. The transcript is spliced from 11 exons. Bases 618 to 1508 code for a protein of 296 amino acids. The record is from RefSeq and is a predicted model, not a curated record. Lineage: Eukaryota; Metazoa; Chordata; Actinopteri; Cypriniformes; Xenocyprididae.
GUGCUGACAAACAACAAGGUCACAUGUAAACUUCUGAUUAAAGUUGGUAGAAAUAUUAUACAUCAUUUUGUUUCGCCGGUGACCAAGAACAUGCUAGAAUAACAUAACCAUGAGCCAGGGGAAAGCACCAUAUGGGCCCCUCUCAUCCUUACCUUGAAAACACUAUCAGUAAUGUGUCAAGCAAACAAUAACAGACCUUCCCUCUCUUCUGUCUCGCUUUCUUCACCCUCCUCCUGGCGGGUGUUUUUUUAACCACACCCAUUUCCUCCAUUGUGGGAGGAACUCUCCAAGAGCAACAUCACUCCUGCAUUCCUGCCUGUGUGCACUGUGCUUCCCGUGGCCUGACUGUAAACCAGGCUAGACUGCUGAGCUGUUUCUAUGGUGCUACAUCAGAGGCUUAAGAGUCACUGCACGCAGCCAAUCAGAUGACUUGUGGGGGGAACCGUGUGGGCUGUAGUAGCUAACAGAACCACUUUCUUCAUGUUUUAUGAGUGGGAAGUGAGCAAUCGACGAGGAAGACUUCACCCUGAAAACCGGACCAGAAAGAACUAGUUUUUGGCAUCUGCUCAGGACAGAACACAAGUUGUUCUGAAAGCCAUAGAGGAAAUUCAGUUGCCAUGGCAGAUAAUGUUAUUGAGGAGGCCGAUAAUUACCCUGGCAAGGAUGAGCUGGAAUGGGGCUAUGAAGAAGGUGUUGAAUGGGGUCUUCUGUUUCCUGAGGCAAAUGGAGAGUACCAGUCCCCCAUAAACCUUAACUCUAGGGAGGCCCGCUAUGACCCGCGGCUGCUGGAGGUGGGGCUUAACCCCAACUAUGUAGUUUGCAGAGACUGUGAAGUCAUUAACGAUGGUCACACUGUGAGAAUCAUGCUCAAGUCCAAAUCAGUUGUGACUGGGGGUCCUCUCCCCAGUGACCAUGAGUAUGAAUUGAGCGAGGUGCGCUUCCACUGGGGAAAAGAGAACCAGAGGGGUUCUGAACACACUGUCAACUUCAAGGCUUUUCCUAUGGAGCUUCAUCUAAUCCAUUGGAACGCUACAUUAUUCAACAGCGUGGAGGAGGCCAUGGGCAAGAACAAAGGCAUUCUCAUCAUCGCCUUAUUUGUGCAGGUUGGGAAGGAACAUCUUGGGCUGAAGGCCAUCACAGACGUCCUGCAGGACCUGCAGUAUAAGGGAAAGACAAAAAUAAUUCCAUGUUUUAACCCCAACACAUUACUGCCUGAUCCUCUCUUAAGAGAUUACUGGGUGUAUGAGGGCUCUUUAACUACACCGCCCUGUAGUGAGAAUGUCAUCUGGAUUCUUUACCGUUACCCCCUUACCAUCUCUCAGAUGCAGAUCUGCUAUGCUGCUGCUGCUGCUGUUGAUUAUUGCUGCUGCAGAAUUGAGGAGUUUCGUCGUCUUAGGUCCCACAUUAAAGGAGCAGAGCUUCCAGAAGGCAAUGAUGGGAUGCUGGGGGACAACUUCAGACCCACCCAGCCCCUGAGCGACAGGGUGGUCAGGGCAGCCUUCCAGUAAAACCCCCACAGCAGGAUCCAUUUUAAUCUGCCAGGGAAAUUAGAUAUGAUGAAGAAAUAGAGAUGAGGGCUCUACAACGUCCUGGCUAAAGUGAAAGUUCAUCACUUCCUGUAUAUGUGCAUGAGCAUCAUUUUGUAGCUGAAUGUUCUGAGUAUGGCCCUGAUGUGUGCAGAAACUGCUUUUACCUUUCAUCUGAAACAAAAUUAUACUGGAUUUUAUGUAAACAAGAGGUAGCCAGUAAUUAUGAAGAGACACUUGGUAAUAAGGUUGUAUACGUAAGAGUGAAGGAGCAUACUAACGCUUGAUGAAUAUUGUUAGAAUACUGCAGUUUAACAAUAUGUUUAUGUGUGUAAUCCUAUAAAUGUGGCUUUAUAGGAAGAUCAUAAUAUUCAUGACCCAUUCCAUACAGUUUUAUAUUUGAUUAUUUCUGAUAUUUGACAUGAACAGAAUAGGUUUAGCCAUAUCAGAAGGUAUUUAUGACUGUACAUUGAAGGCUUUUAAAUACUAACAUUGAAAUAAAUUUAUGCUGUUGAAUGAACUGAUUAAAGACACAAAGAUUGA